This is a messenger RNA of Mesocricetus auratus (golden hamster), 1023 nucleotides long. It is a transcript of the gene Ankrd39, whose product is annotated as ankyrin repeat domain 39. Gene Ontology annotation, molecular function: protein binding. The coding region runs from base 47 to 535 and encodes 162 amino acids. The record is from RefSeq and is a predicted model, not a curated record. The transcript is spliced from 4 exons. NCBI's taxonomy places the organism in Eukaryota, Metazoa, Chordata, Mammalia, Rodentia, Cricetidae.
CGUGGGCACAUCGAAGGAACGCCCGGCUGCAGACCCGGCAGCCGAGAUGGCGGCGCCGCAACCCUGCGCGGAUGGCUCCUGCUGCUCACACCCCGGGGCUGUGCCCGGGGUACAGCAGACGCUGGAGGAGAUGGACUUCGAGAGGGGCAUCUGGUCGGCAGCCCUGAAUGGAGACCUGGGCCGAGUGAAGCAUUUCAUCCAGAAGGCCACGGACCCUAGCCAGCCUGACUCUGCUGGCUACACUGCACUGCACUACGCUAGCCGCAAUGGGCACUAUGCUGUUUGCCAGUUUCUGCUGGAAAGUGGAGCAAAGUGUGAUGCCCAGACCCACGGGGGUGCCACAGCUUUACACCGGGCCAGCUACUGUGGGCACACAGAAAUUGCACGAUUACUGCUGUCCCACGGGUGCGACCCCCGCUUGGUCGAUGACGAUGGCAUGACUAGUCUACAUAAGGUAUGCCUCUCUCUCCACAGGCUGCAGAGAAGGGUCACGAGGACAUUUGUUCCCUCCUGUUACAACACAGCCCAGCCCUGAAGGCUGUCCGGGAUCGCAAAGCACGCCUAGCAUGUGACCUGCUGCCCUGCAACAGUGGCCUGCGGGACCUGUUGGCCAGCUGAGGCUCUACCUCCUGCCUCUGCCCUUGAAGGGUACACAGACCGCUCUCCACACCCCUGCCUUGCUCAGCAUCAUGCUGUUGGAUGGGACCAGGGCCAAAAUGCCCAGAAGAGCCCCCGUCUGGCCAGUAUGGGAGCCAGUAGGGAGGCUUGGGAAGGCUUGAAGGCUGUGAGCCUGGACAGGUGAUCAUAUAAGUUAGUCCUGGUAGAAACAACUAUCCAUUUGGAAGGAUUCUAUAUCUUGAAAUUUAUCUUUGUCUGUGGGAUGAUGUCAGGAUAUAAGCUUUAUUUUCUUCCAAAUGGAUAGUUGGAACAAUUGUAACUUUAUCAAAUUGUAAAUCUAAGUCACAUGCGGGUUACCCUUGUAACAGACGAAGGCUGGUAGAAUGUUAUGGCCCAGAUCUGGUG